Molecule: messenger RNA, 816 nt
Organism: Indicator indicator
Lineage: Eukaryota; Metazoa; Chordata; Aves; Piciformes; Indicatoridae
Gene: C1QL2
Product: complement C1q like 2
Exons: 2
Coding region: 1-816 (271 amino acids)
Molecular function (GO): protein binding
Source: RefSeq, a predicted model, not a curated record
AUGGCCGUCGCCCUGCUCGUCGCCGUGCCCCUGCUUCUAAUGCAGGCACCCGCCGAGAGCGGUGCCCACUACGAGAUGAUGGGCACCUGCCGCAUGAUCUGCGACCCGUACAGCGGCGGGCGACCUCCUGGUCCCGGUAGCACCGCCGCCGUGGAGGCCCUGCAGGACCUGGGCGCCAACCCCCCACCGCCCUUCGUCCAGGGACCUAGGGGAGAGCCGGGAAGGCCGGGCAAGCCGGGCCCCCGCGGACCUCCCGGGGAGCCGGGCCCGCCGGGUCCCCGGGGCCCGCCGGGAGAGCGGGGCGACGCGGGGAAGCCGGGGCUGCCUGGGCUGGCGCUGGCGGGCGCGGGCGGCGGGAGCGGCGGCGGGGCGGCGGCGGGCGGAGAGGUGGCGGGAGGGCUGAGCGCCGCCUUCAGCGGGCCGCGCAUCGCCUUCUACGUGGGGCUGAAGAGCCCCCACGAAGGCUACGAGGUCCUCAAGUUCGACGACGUGGUGACCAACUUGGGCAAUCACUACGACCCGACCAGCGGCAAGUUCACCUGCCAGGUGCGCGGCAUCUAUUUCUUCACCUACCACAUCCUCAUGCGCGGCGGCGACGGCACCAGCAUGUGGGCCGACCUCUGCAAGAAUGGGCAGGUGCGUGCCAGUGCCAUCGCCCAGGAUGCAGACCAAAACUAUGACUACGCCAGCAACAGUGUGGUGCUGCACCUGGACUCUGGCGAUGAGGUGUAUGUCAAGCUGGAUGGAGGCAAAGCGCAUGGAGGCAACAACAAUAAGUACAGCACUUUCUCUGGCUUUCUUUUAUACCCUGAUUAA